Molecule: messenger RNA, 3108 nt
Organism: Dendronephthya gigantea
Lineage: Eukaryota; Metazoa; Cnidaria; Anthozoa; Malacalcyonacea; Nephtheidae
Exons: 38
Coding region: 55-3072 (1005 amino acids)
Cellular component (GO): nucleus; cytoplasm
Molecular function (GO): protein binding
Source: RefSeq, a predicted model, not a curated record
UUGCAAUAUUGCUGUUCAUAUUAACCAUAAUACGAGUUAAUAUAGAAGUUCAAAAUGGAGAGCCUCCGAACUCGUAUAAAUGGGUUCACAGCCUGGGUUAACGUACGAUUGUCGCCGUCUGGCAUUUUCCUGCACAAUGUGUUAGAGGACUUACUCAAGGGAAAGAAUAUGAAAAUACUUUUGGAAAGUAUGACAGGGAAGCCUUUGAAGAAGUUGCAAAGUUUCGAUGGGUUGACGCAACAGCAGAAAAUUACCAGAGUCGAAUGGAUGUUGCGAGAACUAAAACAAAACAAUAUUAUUUUGCCUGAGGUGAAGAUUGAUACCCAGAUGUUUGCAAUGAGGAGUUCGACGCAAGUUUUCGAGCUCUUAUGGUGUCUUGUUUGCCAUGAUAUUUGGUAUGUUUGGAAAGCAUCUUUCAUGUUGCAGCAAACUGGAAGAGAUCUUGUGGCGGAGCCGUUUUCGUGGGUACCAUCGUCACCACCGAACGAUGCUGAACUUGAAAAGAAAAAAUCUCCAAGGUCUGGAUAUCCUGAGCCAGAUGCUUGCAUUUUAGACAUGAUAAAUGCGCAUUUAAAGAUGACUCGCGAGGGACGCACACUUACCCGAGGAGCGCUGAGCCUAGAUGACUUAACAGAUAGCAGGGUUUUAUGUGCUCUUGUGAACUCUUUCGUUCCUGAAACAUUCACGACUGAAGUACUUCUUAAUGAUAGGUGGACAGUGAACUUAGCUCUGCAAACUGCAAACGAGUUUUUUAAAUCACCCUGCUCGUUUGAUGUGUCAGAUCUAGCUCAGGCUGACAUUAUGUCCGUUUGUUCAUAUUUUGCAUUUUUCUUCAUGUGUGGUUACAAGCUAAGGCAAUCUCAGGCUGCUCUCAAGAGAAUGGACGAAUUGUUGUUAUUAAAAUUGGAAAUCAAAGACGAAAUAGCAAAAAUUGUGGUGAAAGGCAAAGACAACGAUAGAAAAUUGGAGUUGGAAAAAGUACUUGCCGAAAAUGAACUUCAAAUACAUGAUUUGGAAAGCCAUUUUGAUCUUUCUCAAUGUUCUGCGUGGAUGAAAGAUAUAACAGCUGUCCAAAAUAAAGUUCGAGCUAUUGUGUCAAAAAGAAUAAGAGACAAAUUUGACAUAAUUAGAGUACCAAGAAAUAUGACAAUUAAUGAUCUGACUGUAUCAUUAGUCAUCAACUUGAAUCUUACGUCUGGUGUUGGCUUUUAUGAACUGAAAACAAAGAAAGUGAUAUCUAGCGACAGGAGAAUUAUAAUUCAGAACAACAAGUCGGGAGAAUUUGUUGAUGACCUACCCUGCCAGGAAGAAAAAAAAAGCAUCCGAGCAUUUCUUGGUCUUGAAGAAACAGCAUUGGAGGAAGUUAAUCCUGAUUCUUACCCAGAUUACAAGAUAUUCGUGUCCAGUACUUCGCGUAAUAAGAUUCUGAAAGCUGGGACUUUAUUUUUGUACCAAAUCUUUCCCGGGAGCACAUUGCCUUGCCAAAGGUUACUGUUUAAGGCAACGAAAACAGCUGAAAUGGAUACAGUGCAGAAACUAAUAUCAUUCUUCCAGGCUGAUAAUACUUUUAUUAAUUCCAAAGAAGUUGGAUCUGGCAACACAGCAUUGCACAUGGCUUGUCGACAAGGGCACUUUGAACUUGUACAUUAUCUUUUGGAACACGGUGCAGAUAUUGAUGCGACCAACAAUAUGAAUUGCACGCCAUUCUUUGCCGCUGUUGGCUCAAAGCAAAGAGAAAUUGCUGAGUUGUUAAUUGAGUGGGGCGCAAACAUAUACAAGAAAAAUAACUCUGGAAAAAACGCGUUUGAUAUAAUCAGCAACGAGGGCUUCAUAGCACAUUUAUUAGAUAAAGAUAAAAAAAUGCGAUCGUUUGUAUCCCAAGUUAUUGGCGGUGACGUGGGAAAAUUUAAAGAAAUUGUCGAAGCUCAAUGUGGGGGUGAAACAUUCUUACGUAGCUUGCGUAGCAGGUGUAUUCAAGGAAGUACCUUGCUUCACACUGCUACUCAUUUUGGUGUGACAUCCUUGGUAAAGAUGCUACUCAAAGAAAGGGUGAACAUUAAUUUAGCUGAUUAUAAAGGAGCAACUGCUUUACACCGUACCAAAGAUGCAGAAACUUUGAAGGUAUUAUUAGAAGCGGGUGCAGAUAUCGACGCCGUUGAUGAUGAUGGUAAUUCGCCACUCCAUGUCAUGUGUUAUGGUGAAGAAGGCAAAGACGCGAAAUUAGAUUGCAUCGAAAUUUUAUUGCGAAGUAACCCAUUACUAACAACGAGAAAUAAGAAGGGGAUGCUUGCGAUCCAUUGCUGUGCACUUCAGGGUCGUGUUGAUGUAAUCGAACUUUUGUUGCGUUUUGAUACUAAACAGUUGCUCAGAAAAGAAUUGUGCUUGGAAAAUCAGGAUGCACCCUCGCCCCUUUUUCUUGCUGUUGCGAAUAAUCACAUGGAUUGUGGAUGUUGGUUUAGUCACAAUAGGUUCAGCUUUUUCGAUGGAGAAGCAGAUAAAUUGCUGGAAAAGAUUAUUCUUGGUGAACUACCAUGCAGCAACCACCUCCUUGCGGUGACGUUCCUGCUCGAUCAUAAUGCCUCAGCUGGCUACGUUGGCGUUGAAGGAAAUACGCCUUUGCAUCAUGUUGCCGGGAAUCCAGAUCUAAGCGAUAUCUUGCAAUUGCUUAUGGACCGAGAAGCUGACGUGAAUGCUCUGAAUGAAGACGGUGUCACACCUUUGUUUUUGGCAACACAAAAUAGCUGUAUUUAUAACGCUAGCCUGCUCAUUGGAAAGGGGGCAAGUAUGAAAUUGAAGAAUCCUCAAGGGUUAACUGCGGUGGACUUUGUGACCGAUUUUGAAGAAUGGAUCAACUCCGGUUUCUUUGAUGAAGAAACACAAGCCAGAUUCAAAGCCUACAGCCUAAAGCACUCCCGGGAUCUGGUCAGAGCGAUAACUAUAAAGGUCAAAGGAAAGGCACCGACGAUAUCUGAGAGUAAUCCUUCUAACCCAAAUUCCCAGCAUUCUCGUGUCCAACAAAUCCAGGCAGACAUCGCCCACCUCUCGUUUCCAAGACAACUGGCGUUCAGUUGAUAACCAUGGUUAUGUUAAUUAAGGCGGACCAUAUUC